Myotis davidii is the source of this 2827-nucleotide messenger RNA. RefSeq names its product TBC1 domain family member 30 (gene TBC1D30). The transcript is spliced from 13 exons. The record is from RefSeq and is a predicted model, not a curated record. Lineage: Eukaryota; Metazoa; Chordata; Mammalia; Chiroptera; Vespertilionidae. Gene Ontology annotation, cellular component: endoplasmic reticulum.
CUCCCGCCCUCCUCCCCGCCCCAAGCCCUCUCCAGCCUCAGCCCUGCGGCUCUGGCUCCGCACUGCAGAUGCCUGCUGGCCGCCUGGCGCUCGUCGGCUCCGGCGGUGCCCCGCAGGUCCCCUCCAGCCCCGAGCACUGGCGGCACUCACGCCAUUCCCGAGGGACCCUCGUCCCAGCCUCCCCAGAAGCCUCUGAGCUGGUGGCGGGGCAGCGGGUGCCUAGGUGGACUGUGGCUGCACCGGAGCCCGGGGCGCCCCUGGAUGCGGCAGGACAAACUGCCCGGCUCCCUGAGGCGCGGAGGGAGAUGCCUGAAGCGGCAGGGCGGCGGCGGCGGCGGCGGCGGCGUGGGCACCAUCCUGAGCAAUGUGCUCAAGAAGCGCAGCUGCAUCUCCCGGACCGCGCCCCGGCUGCUCUGCACGCUGGAGCCGGGAGUUGACACAAAGUUGAAGUUCACUCUUGAGCCGUCUUUAGGACAAAAUGGUUUUCAGCAGUGGUAUGAUGCUCUCAAGGCAGUUGCCAGACUAUCCACAGGAAUACCAAAAGAGUGGAGGAGAAAGGUUUGGUUGACCUUGGCAGAUCAUUAUUUGCACAGCAUAGCCAUUGACUGGGACAAAACCUUGCGCUUCACUUUCAAUGAAAGGAGUAAUCCGGACGAUGACUCAAUGGGAAUUCAGAUAGUCAAGGAUCUUCACCGCACAGGCUGCAGUUCUUACUGUGGCCAGGAGGCUGAGCAAGACAGGGUUGUGUUGAAGCGGGUCCUGUUGGCCUAUGCCCGAUGGAACAAGAGUGUUGGGUACUGCCAAGGCUUUAACAUCCUGGCUGCACUAAUUCUGGAAGUGGUGGAAGGCAAUGAAGGGGAUGCUCUGAAAAUUAUGAUUUACCUUAUUGACAAGGUACUUCCCGAGAGCUAUUUUGUCAAUAAUCUCCGGGCGUUGUCUGUGGACAUGGCUGUCUUCAGAGACCUCCUGAGACUGAAGCUCCCUGAAUUAUCUGAGCACCUGGACACUCUUCAGAGAACUGCAAACAAGGAGAGUGGAGGUGGAUACGAGCCCCCGCUCACGAAUGUCUUCACGAUGCAGUGGUUUCUGACUCUCUUCGCCACGUGCCUCCCUAACCACACCGUUUUAAAGAUUUGGGAUUCUGUCUUUUUUGAAGGUUCGGAAAUCAUCCUAAGGGUGUCGCUGGCUAUCUGGGCAAAGUUGGGAGAGCAGAUAGAAAACUGUGAAACUUCAGAUGAAUUCUACAGCACCAUGGGGCGCCUCACCCAGGAGAUGCUAGAGCAUGAUCUUCUAGAAAGCCAUGAACUCAUGCAGACUGUUUACUCCAUGGCUCCAUUCCCUUUCCCACAACUGGCAGAGUUGAGGGAAAAGUACACCUACAACAUUACACCGUUCCCAGCUGCAGUGAAACCCACCUCCGUGUCUGGACGACAUGGUAAGAUCAGAGACAGUGAUGAAGAGAAUGACCCAGAUGAUGAAGAUGCUAUUGCUAAUGCCGUGGGGUGUCUUGGACCUUUCAGUGGGCUCCUGGCACCUGAACUACAGAAGUACCAAAAACAAAUUAAAGAGCCCCACGAAGAGCAGAGCCUGAGAUCUAAUAACAUUGCGGAGCUGAGUCCAGGAGCCAUCAAUUCCUGCCGAAGUGAAUACCACGCCGCUUUCAACAGCAUGAUGAUGGAGCGCAUGACCACGGACAUCAACGCGCUAAAGCGGCAGUAUUCUCGGAUUAAAAGGAAGCAGCAGCAGCAGGUUCACCAGGUGUACAUCAGAGCAGACAAAGGGCCAGUGACCAGCCUCCUCCCGUCUCAGGUGAACAACUCUCCAGUUAUAAACCACCUGCUCUUAGGAAAGAAGAUGAAAAUGUCCAACCGAGCCGCCAGGAACGCUGUCAUUCACAUCCCCGGCCACGCGGGAGGCAAAGCGUCCCCCGUCCCCUACGAAGACCUCAGGUCGAAGCUCAACUCUCCGUGGCGAACUCACAUCCGAGUCCACAAAAAGACCAUGCCGAGGGCCAGGAGCCAGCCGGGCUGCGGGGACACCGUGGGGCUCAUCGAAGAAUGCCGACGUGUCGAUGGUCCAGGUGAAGUUAGAAGCCUUGGAACUGAACCAAAGGGAUGCCGCUGCCGACCCUGAGCCCAGGUGGCACCCGCCCCGCCAGCGGCACCUCCCGGAGCUGCCCGAGGCGCCUGGGGAGGACAGAGGCACAGGCAGCCCUCCCCACGGGAGCCAGAUGCCGACGUGUCGAUGGUCCAGGUGAAGUUAGAAGCCUUGGAACUGAACCAAAGGGAUGCCGCUGCCGACCCUGAGCCCAGGUGGCACCCGCCCCGCCAGCGGCACCUCCCGGAGCUGCCCGAGGCGCCUGGGGAGGACAGAGCCACCGGCAGACCUCCCCACGGGAGCCGCCCCAAGACUCCCAUCUUCAGCCCCUUUCCCAGCGUCAAGCCGCUGCGCAAGUCAGCGGCCGCCAGGAACCUGGGGCUGUACGGCCCCACGGAGCGGACCCCGACCGUGCACUUUCCUCACAUGAGCCGGGGGUUCAGCAAAGCCGCCGGUGGAAACAGUAGCACGAAGAAGCGGUGACUCCCAGAAACUUCGCCCCGAGGGUCACCUUUUCGUGGUGGAGCAGGGGUUCCAGCCACAUGGCUCCCGAGGAAUUGCAGCUGCCCCGGGAAAGCGUAUGGAUGGGUCCAGAGGUGGGCCGCAUCUGUAAACACAAGGAUUGGAGGUUGCACGGUGGGAGCUAGAUUAGGGGUGUUUGUCCACCCACUGAUAACCGGUACCAUGGAUUCUUGGUGGCGAAAUAAAUAUUGUGGUUUUAAAAUGUGAA